Molecule: messenger RNA, 1428 nt
Organism: Thermochaetoides thermophila DSM 1495
Lineage: Eukaryota; Fungi; Ascomycota; Sordariomycetes; Sordariales; Chaetomiaceae
Exons: 5
Coding region: 1-1428 (475 amino acids)
Source: RefSeq, a predicted model, not a curated record
AUGUCGGGUUAUUAUCCGCCCCCUCCUGGAGCUGCUGGAGUCAUACCCUCCUCCUCCCAUGUCUGCUCCCCCGACCCAGACCCAGUUCCAGCAGUAUCCUCCGCCGCCAACAAGCUAUCCCCCCCUCCCCAGGCUGCUCCCGCUCCGACACCUCCUGCCAACUCGUCGACUCCUCAGCAGUAUCCCCCUCCCCCUCAGCUAUCGCAAUAUCCCCCUCCUCCGCAGCAGCCCCAAGCACAAUAUCCCCUCCUCCGACUCAGCAACAGUACCCCCCUCCUCCUCAACCGCAGUAUCAGCCUGCUCAAUACCCCCCCUCCCCCUCCUCCUCAGCAGUCUCCGACGCAGCAGCAACAACAAUAUCCCCCACCGCCCCAACCUCAGGCCUUCCAGCAUGGCGCUCUUCCUUCGCACGUUCGUACCGCAUCUGUUGCGACCGCCGGCUCCCCAGCCCCUCAGCCGCCCUUCUCACCCCCUCCUGCAUAUCCUGGACAGCCUAACGACAACAGCUAUCCAGAUGAAAAGAAGAUGCUUCAGCAGCAGGAGCAGGCCCAGCAACAGGCUGAGCAGCAGCAGCAGCAGCAGCAGCAGCAGCAAGCUCAGCAAGCUCAGCAGCCCCAGAUGCAGCAACCUGCUCCUCAGCUGCCUGCUCCAGGCCAAGUGACCCCGGCGGCCACUCUGCCCCCUGCUCAACCGGCGGCCACUCUGACCCAGCAGCCCCAAUUCGUGGGAGCCACGUCGACAUAUGUCGAUGAUGUGGGCACCUUCAACGGCGGCAGCUAUCGCAUCAGCCACCGCGACAGCAACACAGUGCUGACCAUCCAGUUGGCCGUUGGCUGUCCCAUCAAUGCAAAGCCGGGCGCCAUGCUUGCCAUGUCCCCCAGCGUGCAACUCAAGGGUCACUACAAGAUUACCGUCAAGAAGUUCUUGGCAGGAGGUGAUAUGGGCACGUCGACAUUUACGGGACCCGGUGAGGUCCUCUUUGCACCGCAUAUGUUGGGCGAUAUCACCAGCUUGAGGCUCAACGGCGGAAACGAGGCAUGGAGCGUUAGCUCGGACGCCUAUCUUGCGUCGACACAAUAUAUUGUCAAGGAUUAUAAGCGUCAGGGUCUGAGCAAAGCUAUCUUCAGCGGAGAGGGCCUGUGGGUGUACAAGAUCACGGGCACUGGUCUGGUGUGGUUGACUAGCUUCGGUGCCAUCAUUCGGAAGGAUCUGGCGGAAGGCGAGCAAUACAUCGUCGACAAUGGUCAUCUUGUUGCCUGGAACACCAAGUACACUAUUGAGCGUGUCGCAUCAGGUGGUCUCAUCUCAGGCAUGGCUGCUGGAGAGGGUCUGGUGUGCAAGUUCCAUGGUCCGGGCACUGUCUUCAUCCAAACCAGGAAUGCGAAAUCAUUUGCUGCGUACAUUCAGGGCCAGCAGCCAGCUGCGUAG